AUGGCAUCAGUACCAAGCGGAGUUCCUGCCGAGGAGAUGGCCCGUCUUUCACUAUCGUCCAAGACUGUCCAUGCAGAUGAUGCUAUUUCGGCACAUAGGGCCGUAGCGCCUGCUAUGCAUGUCAGCACGACGUUUCGAUACAGUGAUGAUCCGGAGCAGCUGAAGCAUAGCGCGGAUCCCACCAAGCUGGGGGAUUGGAAUAAUCCCGAUCCCAACGCUCCAAUGGACUCGCAUAUUUACUCGCGGGAUUCCAACCCCAACACGACUCGUCUCGAGGCUGUUCUAUCAAGCAUUCUUGGCGGCCCGUCGCUCACCUAUGCUUCCGGCCUGGCUGCAUUCCAUGCCAUGCUUAUUCGGCUGAAUCCCAAGCGCAUUGCCAUUGGCGAAGGAUACCACGGGUGCCACGGCGUCAUCAAGGUCGUCUCCCGCUUAACUGGUCUUCAGAAACUUUCUUUGGACUGUGACCCGUCCGAAUUGGGGCCUGGCGACAUCAUCCAUGUGGAAACACCGUUAAAUCCCACAGGCGAAGCCCGCAACCUCCAGUUCUACGCCGACAAAGCGCACAAAGCCGGUGCCUUCUUGACUGUGGAUGCCACGUUUGCACCGCCUCCACUUCAGAAUCCCUUCGACUUUGGAGCUGACAUCAUCAUGCACAGCGGAACAAAGUACAUUGGCGGGCACUCCGACAUGCUGUGCGGCGUUCUGGCGGUCCGGCCCGGGCACAGCUGGGCCAAGGAGCUCCGCGAAGAGCGUCUUGUUCUCGGCUCGGUAAUGGGCAGCAUGGAGGGCUGGCUGGGACUCAGAUCUCUUCGGACGCUGGAGCUGCGAGUCACCAGGCAGAGCCAGACGGCGACAGCACUCGUCAAAUGGCUCUCAAGUCAGCUCGGCGACUCGUCCACUGUUGUCGGACAGCUCGUCGAGAAGCUUCACCAUGCUAGUCUGCAGCCUGAGGCGGCAGAGGAAGGGAGCUGGCUGAGACGACAAAUGCCUGCCGGGUAUGGACCUGUUUUCGCUAUUGUCAUGAAGGACAUGGAUCUUGCCAAGAAGCUUCCUAGUAGACUGCGAUUAUUUCACCACGCCACUAGUUUGGGGGGCAUUGAGAGCUUGAUCGAGUGGCGGGCCAUGACGGACCCGCUUGUUGACCAGAGACUGUUGCGAGUGAGCAUUGGCGUGGAAGGGUUUGAGGACUUGAAGAGCGAUAUUGAGCAGGCUUUUGAAAGUUUGAAGAAGUAG
This is a messenger RNA of Metarhizium brunneum ARSEF 3297, 1233 nucleotides long. RefSeq lists its product as uncharacterized. Gene Ontology annotation, cellular component: cytoplasm. Gene Ontology annotation, biological process: transsulfuration. Gene Ontology annotation, molecular function: pyridoxal phosphate binding; carbon-sulfur lyase activity. Lineage: Eukaryota; Fungi; Ascomycota; Sordariomycetes; Hypocreales; Clavicipitaceae. The record is from RefSeq and is a predicted model, not a curated record.